AUGGCAGGAGGCAAAAAGAGAACUGCUCGCCCGUCCGUAUUUCAAACUACAGUCAACUCCAUAUGGCAGGACAAACAUCUGUUAUUGUUCAAACCGGAGUACACUCUCCUGGUCGCGGCGGUGCUCUGGUGUGUGGAAGUCGGCAUCAACGUGUGGGUCAUUCAAAAAGUAGCAUAUACAGAGAUUGACUGGAAAGCCUACAUGGAUGAGGUCGAGGGCGUCAUUAAUGGCACCUACGACUAUACCAAGUUAAAGGGUGACACGGGGCCUCUAGUGUACCCAGCAGGAUUUGUGUACUUUUUCACUGCACUUUACUAUAUUACGGACCAGGGGCUGAAUAUUAGACUGGCACAGUAUUUGUUUGCCAGCUUCUAUCUUAUCACCCUCUGGUUGGUCUUCCGCAUCUACCACCGUACAAAGAAGGUCCCACCAUAUGUUUUCUUCUUUGUGUGCUGCGCAUCAUAUCGGAUCCACUCCAUCUUUGUGUUGCGACUCUUUAAUGACCCUGUGGCCAUGAUGCUGCUGUUUGGAGCAGUCAACCUCAUUCUGGAUGAACACUGGACCCUGGGCUGUGCCCUCUAUAGUCUGGCAGUGUCAGUGAAGAUGAACGUGAUGCUCUUCGCUCCAGGACUCCUCUUUAUCCUUUUGUCAGAGUUUGGACUGAUGAAGACCCUUCCCAAGCUCACACUCUGUGCCAUCAUCCAGCUUGUGUUAGGUUUGCCCUUCCUCUUGGUGAAUCCUGUAGGCUACAUGAGCCGGGCAUUUGAUCUGGGCCGUCAGUUUCUUUUUAAGUGGACAGUGAACUGGCGCUUCUUGCCGGAGGACAUUUUCCUCAGCAGGUACUUCCACCUGGCACUGUUAUCUGCUCACCUGACCACACUUAUCUGUUUUGCAUUGAGGAAAUGGAAGAGGUCAGGGAGCAGUGCUUGGGCUCUUUUGAAAGAUCCAUCAGAGAGGAGGCCAAUGAUACAUAAGCUCACCGCUGAUCAGAUCGUUCUCAUCUUGUACUCUUCCAACUUCAUUGGCAUGUGCUUUUGCCGCUCGCUGCACUACCAGUUCUAUGUUUGGUAUUUUCACACUCUGCCCUACUUGCUGUGGAGCGGUGGAGUGAAGAAACUGGCUCACCUGCUCAGGGUGUUGAUACUAGGUCUGAUAGAGCUGGCAUGGAACACGUAUCCUUCCACCACCUACAGCUCGUUGUCCCUGCACGUCUGCCAUCUCAUCAUCUUGCUAUGUCUGUGGUUCAACCCGACCCCUUCUCCUCCAGAUAUGGGCUCAGAGUCCCAUAAGGUCAAACGCCAAUGAGUGGUGCUUCACCCGCAACUGUGUUCUUGCUCCAUACACAUACCUCUCUUCUGGAUAAAGGAGGGACAAUGUUAGCAUUGUUGUUAAAUCAGCCUGUGAUCUCUAAGGGAUGACCUUGGUUCAGAUGUUAGUGUGCAGGAAACAGCGGGAGAAAAUAGCUCUGAUUUUCAAGCUGCUUAAAGAAUUUUUUUAAGAUGGACAAUGUGGAAGUCACAUGGAUCAGCAUGUAAUGUGACUUUUUACAUGUAGGCCAUUACAUGCGACUUGAAAACACACGGUGUUGCUUAUUGAUAUUGGGACAUUGAAACGUUGGAACGAAGGUCUCAUCUAUAGCAGUGGUCUAGAGAUCCUGAAAAGUUUGAUUUUCGGCCAAAUUUAUGGCACCUGAUUCAACUAAUCAGUAGUUGGGAUUUCAUCUGGCUAUUGUCUGGAAUACCAUUUUGACAUAUUGUUUAUUACAGUGGUUCUCAACCAGGGGGGCAUGCCAGGAGAGAUAGGAAAGGGGGCACAAAUUGUUUUCAAGAAAGAAAAACAGACAGGGCAUCAUUUGGGUACUCGGUGUAUUUUAUUGCGUUUCAAAUAGAAUGUGCAUAAAUGAAAAACCCCACGUUCCCUCUCCCUCUGCAUUUUCUUUUUCUCGGGAGAGGCGGCGCUUAGCCUGCCUUUUAUCUAACUGUCAUUGCAGACCAAUCUUGCCAACAUGGCAACUUUUCAGACUUCUUUAGCGACUUUUUUGCAAAAAAAAAAAAAAAGCAUAUAUCAACAAAUCGGCAACUUUACAAAUGUUUCCAGUACUGUCCUGCAAACGCGAGGUUUUGCUUUCCCGCUGCAAUCUCACCUCUCUCUGCGUCUGCUCUGUUCAGUGAGUGGCUGAGAGCCGGAGCAGCACAUUCCAUUGAUCGCACGGCAGCUGACAGACGUGAAUGUAAAAAGAAGCAAGCGCGGGUAUCCCACUGAUUGAUUUAACAAUGGCAUUGUUGAAUGGCUAAUGAGAUGCACGCUUCAUCCUAAUUUACAUAAUUCAUAUGCGAAUGUUUUUAGAAUGCAAGACGAUGUAAAAUAGUACACAUUAUUAUAACUGUUAUUCAAAGUAGUUAUAGUGUUCAGAAACAUUUUUGAUAAUUCAUGUUCCAUACCUGUCUGUUAUAUAGUUUUAUAAAAGUCAUAAAAGUUAUUUGUAAAAAUCAUAAAAGUAAUUAAAAAAGUACAAAAACACAAAAGCAAAAACAAAAUCUAUCUAUAUAUAGGGGAGGCUUGGAGGGUGGGGGGGUUUUAGCUACAAAAGGUUGAGAACCUCUGGUUUAGUACAGUGUUUUUUUGGAGUCUGUAAUCUUUGCACUCCCUUAUGUUAACACAUAGUUUUACACCAAAUGUGACAAUAUUAAUGCGACAAAACCAUAGUUAAUCGAAAUACCACAAACACUUUCUACUGACUCCAAAUAUUUGUAAACUUUUGUAUGAAACAUACAUACUACCUUCAGAAGACAUUAGUUAGCUGGAUCAGGUUUGUUUGAUUUGCAUCAGAGCUGUUGAACUGUGCAGGAAGGUAAUUUCGGGGAGUUUGGUGGGUUUGAUUCACAACCUGUUUAUCUAUAUUUGGUGUUUCUUCUUGAUCAGUUGGAGAGUUUAGUGGGCUUGGAAAAAUGUUUAAUGGAAUGUCUAAUGAAUAGGUGUAAAGUGGAGAAGACCUUUUGGACCUUUUUGUGCUAACUCCUCCAUAGAUUAGCAUGCAGUUUAUAAUUGAAAUAUACUUACCGGAAAUGUUUAGUUGCAGUUAUUGCUGCACAAGUGGUCACUUCAGCUGCUGAAAGCAAUAUGCCUUAAUAUGGUUAACAUACUUCUGCCACUCACAGAUCAUAGGUCAUUUUUCCUCAAUAAGUAAAUGACCAAGUAUAAUAUUUUUGUGUCCUUUGUUUAAUUGGGUUCUCUUUGUCUACUUUUAGGACUUGUGUGAAAAUCUGAUAAUGAUUUAGAUCAUAUUGAUGCAGAAAUAUAGAAAAUUCUACUUUCAAGCACCACUGUAUUGCACAGGUGUGCUUUGUAGUGCAUUAUGUACAUGACCUGACCAUAAAGGAAUGCUUCAAUCAGCACUGUGAUGUUUUUUCAAAAACAGGAGAAGAGUUUGAAACCCUAGUAAUGAACUUUCUGAAGCAGAGCCAACUAAAAGUUGAGGACAUCCGUGGCCAAGGUUAUGGUGGAGCAGCCAACAUGAGCGGGCCUUACAAAGGACUACAGUCCAGAAUACAAAAGCAAAAUGAAAAAGCAUAUGUUCAUUGCCAUGCUACUUGCUUGAACUUUCCAUAUGUGAAAAGUGCAAAGUCAAGCAUACACUGUCUUUUUUUUUGUCUUUUUUUUUUUUUUAACAGUAUUUGAAAAACUUUACACCUUCAUUGCCAAUUUCAUGAAACUGCAUGCAGCAUUUGUACAAAGACAACAAGCCAUUAAUCCAUGCCAGCAUACCCAUGAGCUACAGAAGCGACAGAAGAAUUUAUCCUUUGCUUGGAGAUAACAACUCCAGAAAUUCCUAGACUUGGCAGCAGCAUACACUGUUGUAAAUGGUGUCAUUAGCAGAAUUAAGAAACUGAGAUCUGAAUAGCAAUUUUAAAAAAUAUAAAUCCUGAUGCUACCAUUCAAGUGGAGACAGGAGGGAUUAACAUGCCUAAAAUGAUUCCAGGGCUAGCAAGAAGUUGAAAUGUAACAGAAAAGUUUAAGUACUGCUCCACAACAGCAAAUGAGGACUACCAACCCCAGACUUUAGAGGAGUACUACAGAGGAAUGAUGUACUUCAAUUUUUGGAUUUCCUGAUUCAGGAAUUCUAUAGGCGAUUUCAAAGGAAAUAGAAAACUGAUGAAAUCCUGCAUUACUCGAUUUAACGCUGGUUUGAGCCCCGCUCUGAGCAGGUGGUCUGGCUACAAGAGCACGUUUCAAAAAAUAAAGUUGUAGCAUUAUGAGAUUGUUCUCAUAAUAUAUUGAGAAUAACGUCAUUGCAUUAUGAAAACAAAGUAUAAUUUUGAGAAUAACAUAUAUUAAUGGUAGAAAAACUACAUGAUUAUCACAACGAUAGAAAGCUGAGUCAGCAGCUUAAUCAAUGCAAGAAAUGGAUGUGGAGGAUUUAGUUAACUAAAUCAUACUUUAGGAUUAGGUUCAGCAACAAUGAAAUUCUUUGUGUUUCGACAAAAAAUCUGACAAAGGGGAUUUAACACAUCACUUCUCGGGGACAAAGGAUUCCACACCCCACUUGCACCUGUGUGACAUCAAAGUAAAGACAAAAAUAAACUUUUCGCCAACCACAGCAGAUUGGGCUGCUUUAAAUCAUCAAAGCCAUAUAGGAUUAAAUAAUUAAUAAUGCUUACUAAAAUACAUUAAAUUGUUUAAUUAAAUGUUUUAACUGCUAUGUGGGAUUACAUUCUUAAACAAAAGCACAGCAAAGUGUUCUGGCCUUGGUCUCCGGUCUGGCCCUGCUGAAUCUAGGUGUAGUAUUUUGUCUUUCUUCAGGGACACAUUUAAACAUAUCAGGUACAAUCACACCUGGGAGGAGAGACCAGCGAACGUGAUGUGAAUUUGAAAAAGUGUUUGGGGUUUCUGGCAGUCUCAGACAGAAUGUGGACAUUACUGAAGAGUAAUGGGGUGUAGAUAAAGGAGAAACUGCUGAUGUAGAUCUUUGAACUGGUGCCUCACAAUACAUGUUGAAUGAUGAAAUUUCGGCAAGUGAACCCACUGACCAUUAAAUUUGCAUGCGAAUCCAAAGCUACUCAUAAGCUAUUCAAGCUUAGUGACCAUAUGCAUUUUACUCUCUCAAUUGCCCAAUGAAAUAAACUGCUUUCCUUUUCUAAAAAAAGUUUUUAAAAAGUUAGUGAUACUUUCACUAACUUAGCAAAAACAAUUUUUCUUGCUCACAGUUCUAAACUGGUGGGUCAGUGAAAAUAGGUCAGUAAGAAAUUUUCAGUUGCUCAAUAAGACCCAUUAUGAAAUACAAGAAUAUAGUAACAUUUCCCCCCUAGCAUGUGAUUUAAAAAAAGGACAUACAAACGAGGAACAUUAUAAGCAAUUUACCAUAAGUGCUAACAAUAUUCGUUCAGUGUUCUGUAGAUGGAAAAAAAAGUCAAACUGCAUUUGGAAUAGACAGUGAUUUCUGUUAUUGUAAAAUAAUCUUACAAAGCAUUAUUUUAUUAUAUUUCUGCAUAGUAUUUAAUUUCACUGUGCAGAGCUCUGCAGCGAACGCUCACUCCCUUGAAGCACUGAGAAUGUGGCUUUAUUUGACCAAAAUAUACUUUUGUUCGGGUGGUAAAUGGCCAUUGCUUAAACCACUAGCUACAGUCUGUUACAAACAAGAUCCAUCCAGUAUGUGUCAUUGUUACAUAGCUUAACUUGAGAAUGCAGUUCAUCAUCACCAUGGAAAUUUUUUUUUUUUUUUUUUUUUUUUUUUUUUUUUUUUUUUUUUUUUUUUUGGCUGAACUAGGAUAAUCAGACCACUUGUAUUUCAACUUUACAAUGAUACCAACAUCAUGUAGAGGGAUAGUUUACAUGUAAUGGACAGUGAAAUAUUGCAUCAAAUUUCGUUUGGGUGCAGGCUUUUCUGAAUAAGUUAUUUCAUAGCUUUGUUUAGUUAUUAUUUGAUGAUAAAGAAUGAACAAGUAUUUAAAAACGUUUGACUGGUAGUUUACUUUAAAAACGAUUUUACUUUAUCUUCAUUAAAUAAACUUUUCUUUGGACUAAUGUAGAAAAUGUUUGUAAAAUAAACCGUGGAAUUAGCAGAAAUAAACAACAAUAUUUUAGGCUUCCAAUAAAAACAUGAUAUUUAUGAUAAUUACAGCCACGUAAGAGAGGGAGCACUCCUUACGUGAGAUUCAGUUUGGCACUGGUGGGAGCACUUGAGUCUAUGCGCAACCUGAUGGAUAUUCUGGGAAGUGAAACAGAUGUAUUUAAUUCUAAGAAACUGGUCUGACUACUCCUGCAGCAUUUCAGGGGUGGGCAAUCUUAUCCGGAAAGGGACAGUGUGGUUUUCAUUCCAACCAAGCAGGAGGCACACCUGAUUCCACGUGUUUAAUCAGUUGAUCUUGGCUUUCAAUAGUCUCAGGUGUGGUUUCUGCUUGGUUGGAAUGAAAACCUGCACCCACACCGGCCCUUUCCGGAUAAGAUUGCCCACCCCUUAGCGUGAUAGGCUUCCUGAUCCUACAUAAGUAAAAACAUUUUUUAAGGUCACAACUGUGUUAAAAGCUAGUUAUACCGUCAAAUCUUUGAACCCCCCCAACACCCUUUUACAUAAAAGUUAUGUGUUCAAAAUGGCAGUGUACACUAGAUUUAUAUUCAAGUUUUAUCAAAUGAAAGCUUUAAAAAAUCUGAUUAUAGACACAUUUUUUAAAUGGUUAGUUUUUGUCUCAUAGGCAAGUACUUAUCUUUAAUCUUAACAACAUUUGCCCCAAAUGUGACUAAGCUUUGGCUAAAUAAUUAAUUCAGGAAUAUAGUACAGGGCACAAAAACUGCAUUUCCAGUGGCUUUUUUUUUUGGUCUUUUUAGCAUCAUUUUUUUUGUCUUUCUGUCUGUUCCUGAUUUUGUCAUGCUUAGUUAAUGUUUUUGUAUGAUCUCUUAAAUACAUAAGGCAGUUGCUCACAGAGUUGAUCUGGUAUAUCUGCUAAAUGUGUCAGGGCUAUAAACCACCAGGCAUAGUAUUGUGAACUGGAAGCAACACAAUGGCAUAACACCAUAUUGUUUUUCAUAAUAAAUUUUAUUCCAAGA
This is a messenger RNA of Ictalurus punctatus (channel catfish), 7041 nucleotides long. It is a transcript of the gene alg3, whose product is annotated as ALG3 alpha-1,3- mannosyltransferase. Gene Ontology annotation, cellular component: endoplasmic reticulum. Bases 1 to 1305 code for a protein of 434 amino acids. Gene Ontology annotation, molecular function: dol-P-Man:Man(5)GlcNAc(2)-PP-Dol alpha-1,3-mannosyltransferase activity. The record is from RefSeq and is a predicted model, not a curated record. Lineage: Eukaryota; Metazoa; Chordata; Actinopteri; Siluriformes; Ictaluridae. The transcript has 10 exons.